This is a messenger RNA of Chrysoperla carnea, 1415 nucleotides long. Its product is annotated as isocitrate dehydrogenase [NADP], mitochondrial-like. Lineage: Eukaryota; Metazoa; Arthropoda; Insecta; Neuroptera; Chrysopidae. Gene Ontology annotation, cellular component: mitochondrion. Bases 94 to 1401 code for a protein of 435 amino acids. Gene Ontology annotation, biological process: isocitrate metabolic process. The record is from RefSeq and is a predicted model, not a curated record. The transcript is spliced from 8 exons. Gene Ontology annotation, molecular function: isocitrate dehydrogenase (NADP+) activity; magnesium ion binding; NAD binding.
UUUUAAAAGAUCCAUAUCAAAGGUAAAGUUUCCAAGUUAUUCAACUCAAGUUAGUGAAACCACAGAUAAAUAAAUACAAGAUAUUGAAUAAAAAUGGCCAGUAUAAAUAUUCUUGGAUUAUUAAAAACAACGGUUGGCAUUUAUAGUGGUAGAAGUUAUGGCACAUUUAAUCGUAUUGUUGCGAAAAAUCCCAUUGUGGAAAUGGAUGGUGAUGAAAUGACAAGAAUUAUUUGGUCGAUGAUUAAAGAAAAAUUAAUUUUUCCGUAUGUUAAAGUGGAAUCAUUAUAUUUCGAUCUUGGUUUACCUCAUAGAGAUGCCACAAAUGAUCAAGUCACAAUUGAUGCUGCAAACGCAAUUCUUAAACAUCAUGUAGGAAUUAAAUGUGCAACAAUUACACCAGAUGAAGCGAGAGUAGAAGAAUUCAAACUUAAAAAAAUGUGGCUGUCACCAAAUGGAACAAUUCGGAAUAUACUUGGCGGUACUGUAUUCAGAGAACCAAUUUUAUGUAAAAAUAUUCCCAAAAUAGUACCAGGUUGGACUAAUCCAAUUAUAAUUGGAAGACAUGCACAUGGUGAUCAAUAUAAAGCUAAAGAUUUUGUCAUCAAAAAACCAGGAAAGGUUGACAUCGUUUACACUGCUGAUGAUGGAGAAAAGAAAACUAUUGAACUAUACAGAUACAAGGGCGGUGGUGUAGCAAUGGGAAUGUACAACACCGAUGAAAGUAUUGAAGCAUUUGCACAUUCUUCUUUCCAAAUGGGUUUGACAAAAAAGAUGCCAAUGUAUUUGUCAACAAAAAAUACUAUUUUGAAACACUAUGAUGGACGAUUUAAGGAUAUUUUUCAAGAAAUAUAUGAAAAAGAUUAUAAAAAACAGUAUGAAGCUAACAAAAUAUGGUAUGAACAUCGAUUAAUCGACGACAUGGUAGCACAAGCAUUAAAAUCUUCUGGUGGAUUUGUAUGGGCAUGUAAAAAUUAUGAUGGUGAUGUUCAAUCUGAUAUUGUGGCACAAGGAUACGGAUCAUUAGGCUUAAUGACGUCAGUUUUGUUGUGCCCUGAUGGUAAAACAAUGGAAUCGGAAGCAGCUCAUGGAACAGUAACAAGGCAUUAUAGACAACACCAAAAAGGAUUACCUACAUCCACAAAUCCAAUAGCAUCCAUAUUUGCAUGGACUAGGGGUCUAGAACAUCGUGGUAAAUUAGAUAAUACACCUGAAUUAAUCCAAUUUAGUAAAAGUUUAGAGAAAGCUUGUAUUGAUUGUGUAGAAAGUGGUAAAUUAACAAAAGAUUUAGCUAUUUGUAUCCAUGGAUUAAGUAAUGUUAAAGAAGAAAUGUAUUUAAAUACAGCUGAUUUUAUAACAGCCAUUGCUGAACAAUUAGAGAAAGAAUUAAAAGUUAAAAACUGAGAUGUAUAUUUAAU